AUGGGAUGUACUCUUUCGAAAAAGCAACGCCUUCAGCGGGAACCGGAAACGAAUAAAGCGAAUGCACCGGGGGAAACGUUGAAUGUGAAAACAGUGAUCGAAAUGAAAAGGACCGAGAGCUUCAAGCAAGAAUCUCAUCAUUCACAUCAUCGAGAAGAAGAGGAAAAAAAAGAGCAGAAGAAGACGGAUCCACGUCCAGCCACUCAACGACCACAACAAGUCUACGUUCCACCACGGCUGCCUUCAAUGGAUCGAACGCAAAGCAUUAGCAAGCCACGCAAAGAUGUCAAGAUUGCCGCACAUCCUCGAAUUGCACCAAAGUCAACGGUUUCAAAGAGGAGCACCAGUUUCAAUCGUUCAGAAAAGAAGCACAGGGAACGGGAAAAGGUCGACAUCUCGAGAAGCAUGCCUAAACUGGAGAAAGUUAUUGUACAAGACGACUCAAAGAAGCACGUUAUGUCAGUGAGCCUGGUCUCGAAGCACCAAGAGCAAAAGCCCAUCCAAGCAAUUCAGCACGUUGUUAACAAGCCCGCCCCGGUUCACUCUACCUUGAAAACAGUUGACGAGAGAGCAUCACCGCCACCAAAAGCUCGUGAAAGGGAUCGUCCUUUGCAAGUGCCACAACCAAGUGCAUUCGUUAAACAUUCACCUCGCACCAAUAAGGAGGAAUUACAAGCCGACGGAUCACCACAGCGAGAGCUUCAACGCACUCCUCGUCCUCAAUCGACUCCACCACGAGAGAAAGAGCACAGAGAAGACAUGCGUCGUAACCGCAGCCAAGCCAAUAUGCACCAUGCGGCCCAAAUGCCAAUAGUUCUUCCAGGAUUUAAACCAGUUGAUGAUGAUCUGAUUCCCCGCGAGUCACCCGAUGAGGCGGCCGACCGAUUCCGUCUUGAGCAAAACAUUAAGGAACGAGUGGAUGCAAGGCAUCGCGCUCGCAACGCGCCAUUUGAUCCCGAGGAAGACACGCUUUUUGAGAUACCAAUGCGAAUGCCGGUGAUCGAUUUGGUGAGGAUU
Mesorhabditis belari is the source of this 1017-nucleotide messenger RNA. Lineage: Eukaryota; Metazoa; Nematoda; Chromadorea; Rhabditida; Rhabditidae. The record is from the annotation of a GenBank genome assembly.